CGUUCGCCAGCCCCGCCUGUUCCCACUGCCAGACCGGUCUGUACCGGCCGUUCAGGCAGGUUUGAGCCUGCCCUGAGGAGCGUGCGCAACCCGCGUAGCCGCGGCUGUGACGCAAACGUGACAGAGGCGUGACGCGACCACAGCAGCUUCUGAGUCGUUGGCGCUUCCUCUGCCACGCUCGGAGCUGUCCGUUUCUUGUCCAUAGGCCCGGGCCACCCCUUACGUUCAACACCGCUUCCCGGUGCAGGACGUGUCUGCCAUGGACGACUAUGCGAUCUUGUCCGACACUGAGCUGGCCGCUGUGCUCCGGCAGUACAACAUACCUCAUGGGCCUAUCGUGGGCUCCACUCGCAAGCUCUACGAAAAGAAAAUCUUCGAGUAUGAGACCCAGAGACGGAGGCUCUCGCCCCCCAACUCAUCAUCCUCUUCAUUCUCUUAUCGGUUCUCAGACUUGGAUUCAGCCUCUGUGGACUCAGACAUGUACGAUCUGCCAAAAAAAGAGGACGCCUUACUUUACCAGAGCAAGGACUAUAAUGACGACUACUAUGAGGAAAGCUAUUUGACUACCAGGACAUAUGGGGAGCCCGAGUCUGUGGGCAUGUCCAAGAGCUUCCGCCAGCCGGGGACCUCACUUGCAGAUACUCACACCUUUCAUCACCAGGUGCGUGAUGAUAUUUUCUCUUCUUCAGAAGAGGAGGGCAAGGAUAGGGAACGUUCCAUCUAUGGCCGAGACAGUGCCUACCAGAGCAUCGCACACUACCGCCCCAUUUCCAAUGUCUCCAGGAGUUCCCUGGGCUUAUCCUAUUAUCCUACAUCCUCCACCUCUUCUGUGUCCUCCUCUUCUUCUUCUCCCUCUUCCUGGCUUACCCGACGUGCCAUCAGGCCAGAAAAGCAGGCCCCUGUUGCUGCUCUGGGCCAGGAUCGACAGGUCCCACUCUGGGGCCAGCUAUUACUCUUCCUUGUCUUUGCUGCCUUUCUGCUCUUUGUUUACUAUUCCAUACAAGCUGAAGAAGGCAACCCUUUCUGGAUGGAUCCCUGAGGGUAUUGGUUUCAGAGCAGCUCUUAACAGGAGUUUUGGCUGAUUGCCUUAGCAAUGUUUGCUGGGGGUAGGGUGGGGGGGGGGCUUUUUGUGUGUUCUAGUUAAGGGGUUCAGGGCCUAGCCUAGGGCAGUGCUUAUCUCCCACCUCCUCCUGCCAAGAAGGCAGCAAAUGCUGGCCUUCCACAGCCCAGUGGGCCCACAUGUACCUUCCUCUGGAGCCUCCUAGCUCUAUUGCCUGUGACCCUUAGAGCUCCAGGAGAUAAGACCUCACUUCUUUAGAGGAAAACUUGGUGGUGGCAGUGGUAGUUGGUAGUUGUCAUGCAUGCCUGUUUGUUGUUACCUUUUCAAGGUGUAUUAACCAAAGGCCACCCUGGCUUUGUUUUCGUGGACACAAUAAAAAAAACAUGUUUAUUUUUA
Molecule: messenger RNA, 1456 nt
Organism: Peromyscus maniculatus bairdii (prairie deer mouse)
Lineage: Eukaryota; Metazoa; Chordata; Mammalia; Rodentia; Cricetidae
Gene: Emd
Product: emerin
Cellular component (GO): nuclear envelope
Source: RefSeq, a predicted model, not a curated record